This is a messenger RNA of Pelodiscus sinensis (Chinese soft-shelled turtle), 2459 nucleotides long. RefSeq names its product dual specificity tyrosine phosphorylation regulated kinase 1A (gene DYRK1A). Gene Ontology annotation, biological process: peptidyl-serine phosphorylation; protein autophosphorylation; peptidyl-threonine phosphorylation. The record is from RefSeq and is a predicted model, not a curated record. Gene Ontology annotation, molecular function: protein serine/threonine kinase activity; ATP binding; protein serine/threonine/tyrosine kinase activity. NCBI's taxonomy places the organism in Eukaryota, Metazoa, Chordata, Testudines, Trionychidae.
CUCCGGCUGUGACCUUAUGUAUUGUGUUUUGCUGCUGGAAUCUCCCCUGCCACCCACACCCCACAGGAUGAUAUGAGACUUGAAAGAAGACGAUGCAUACAGGAGGAGAGACUUCAGCAUGCAAACCUUCAUCUGUUCGGCUUGCACCGUCAUUUUCAUUCCAUGCUGCUGGCCUUCAGAUGGCUGGACAGAUGUCCCAUUCACAUCAGCAGUACAGUGAUCGUCGGCAGCAGAACAUAAAUGACCAACAGGUUUCUGCCUUAUCGUAUACUGACCAGGUUCAACAACCUCUAACUAACCAGGUGAUUCCUGAUAUUGUCAUGUUACAGAGGCGGAUGCCCCAAACUUUCCGUGAUCCAGCUACUGCUCCCCUGAGGAAACUCUCCGUUGAUCUGAUCAAAACAUACAAACAUAUUAAUGAGGUUUACUAUGCAAAAAAGAAGAGGCGGCACCAACAAGGCCAAGGAGAUGAUUCCAGUCAUAAAAAGGAACGGAAAGUUUACAAUGAUGGCUAUGAUGACGACAACUAUGAUUAUAUUGUAAAAAAUGGGGAAAAGUGGAUGGAUCGUUAUGAAAUUGACUCUUUAAUAGGCAAAGGAUCCUUUGGGCAGGUUGUAAAGGCCUAUGAUCGCGUGGAACAAGAGUGGAUUGCUAUUAAAAUUAUAAAGAAUAAGAAGGCUUUCCUAAAUCAAGCCCAGAUUGAAGUACGGCUUUUGGAGCUUAUGAACAAACAUGACACUGAAAUGAAAUACUAUAUAGUGCAUUUGAAACGCCACUUUAUGUUCCGAAACCAUCUCUGCUUAGUUUUUGAAAUGUUGUCCUACAAUCUUUAUGACCUAUUGCGGAACACCAACUUCAGAGGUGUUUCACUGAACCUGACACGGAAGUUUGCACAGCAGAUGUGCACUGCGCUGCUUUUCCUCGCGACUCCUGAACUUAGUAUCAUUCACUGUGACCUAAAACCGGAGAAUAUCCUGCUCUGUAACCCCAAACGAAGCGCUAUCAAGAUUGUUGAUUUUGGCAGUUCUUGCCAACUUGGGCAGAGGAUAUACCAAUAUAUCCAGAGUCGUUUUUAUAGAUCUCCAGAGGUGCUACUGGGAAUGCCUUAUGACCUUGCAAUUGACAUGUGGUCCCUUGGGUGUAUUUUAGUUGAAAUGCACACUGGAGAACCUCUAUUUAGUGGAGCAAACGAGGUGGAUCAAAUGAAUAAAAUAGUGGAAGUUCUGGGCAUAGCACCUGCUCACAUUCUUGACCAAGCACCAAAAGCAAGAAAGUUCUUUGAGAAGUUGCCAGAUGGCACUUGGAACUUAAAGAAGACCAAAGAUGGAAAAAGGGAGUAUAAACCACCUGGAACUCGCAAACUUCAUAAUAUACUUGGAGUUGAAACGGGGGGACCAGGUGGACGACGAACUGGGGAAUCGGGUCAUACUGUAGCUGACUACUUGAAAUUCAAAGACCUCAUCUUAAGGAUGCUUGAUUAUGACCCCAAAACCCGAUUUCAACCUUAUUACGCCCUGCAGCACAGUUUCUUUAAGAAAACAGCAGAUGAAGGUACAAAUACAAGUAACAGUGUGUCUACAAGUCCUGCCAUGGAGCAGUCUUCAGGAACCACCUCUAGCACAUCUUCAAGCUCAGGUGGAUGUUCUCGGAUAAACAACACUGGAAGGGCUCGGUCAGACCCUACACAUCAGCAUCGACAUAGUGGUGGACAUUUCACUGCUGCUGUCCAAGCUAUGGACUGUGAAACACACAGUCCACAGGUUCGACAGCAGUUUCCUCCUCCACUUGGUUGGACAAGCACUGAAGCUCCUACGCAGGUCACUGUUGAAACCCAUCCAGUUCAAGAAACCACCUUCCACGUAACCCCUCAACAACAGAAUGCAUUACAUCACCACCAUGGAAAUAGUUCCCACCAUCACCAUCAUCACCACCAUCCCCACCACCAUCAUGGACAGCAAGCCUUGGGUAACCGGACCAGGCCAAGCGUCUACAAUUCUCCAACAAAUAGCUCCUCCACCCAGGAUUCUAUGGAGGUGGGCCAUAGUCACCACUCCAUGACAUCUCUGUCUUCCUCAACUACUUCUUCCUCUACAUCUUCCUCCUCUACUGGUAACCAAGGCAAUCAAGCCUAUCAGAACCGCCCAGUGGCUGCUAAUACGUUGGACUUUGGACAAAAUGGAGCUAUGGACGUGAAUUUAACAGUUUAUUCUAAUCCGCGCCAGGAGACUGGCAUAGCUGGACAUCCAACAUACCAGUUUUCUGCUAAUACAGGUCCUGCUCAUUACAUGACUGAAGGACAUCUUGGAAUGAGGCAAGGAAUUGAUAGAGAAGAAUCUCCCAUGACAGGAGUUUGUGUUCAGCAAAGUCCUGUAGCUAGCUCGUGACUAAACUGAAACUAAGUUUGUUUCUUGUGUGUUUUUAUAGAAGUGGUGUUUUUCCAAAAACAAAGUGCAAAGCUG